AUGUCUGAAUUAAAAAACGGUACAAGUGAACCUAAAAAAAAUGAAACCACUCAGCUGGAUUCUAAAAGUAAAUCCACCUCAGCCAACAAAUCAUCAGUCCCACCAGCAUCAUUAGUUCCAGUUCAACCUACAGCACUCACAUCUCGUGACAAGACUACUCAAAGAUUAAUUGUCGUUUUAUCUCAAGCAUGCUUAGAAACAUAUAAGAUGAAUUCUGGGGGACCAGGUGGGGAUAGAUUUGCCUUGUUAAACUGUGAUGAUCAUCAAGGAUUAUUAAGAAAAAUGGGGAGAGAUAUAGCUGAGGCAAGACCAGAUAUCACACAUCAAUGCUUAUUGACAUUAUUAGAUUCACCAAUCAAUAAAGCUGGUAGACUACAAGUUUAUAUUCAAACUGCCAGAGGUGUUUUAAUAGAGGUUAAUCCAAGUGUUAGAAUUCCAAGAACUUUUAAAAGAUUUUCUGGAUUAAUGGUACAAUUAUUACAUAAAUUAAGUAUUCGUUCAGAAAAUUCCAAGGAAGUAUUGUUGAAAGUUAUUAAAAACCCCAUCACAGAUCAUUUACCAACUAAAUGUCGUAAAGUUACCUUAUCAUUUGAUGCUGAACUUAAACGUGUUCAAGAUUAUGUGACUACUUUAGAUGAAAAUGAAAGUAUAUGUGUUUUUGUUGGGGCAAUGGCUAGAGGUAAAGAUAAUUUUGCUGAUGAAUUUGUUGAUGAAAAAAUUGGUCUUUCUGAUUAUCCAUUAUCCGCUUCAGUAGCAUGUUCUAAAUUUUGCCAUGGUUGUGAAGACGUUUGGGGUAUCUAUUAA
This is a messenger RNA of Candida albicans SC5314, 804 nucleotides long. RefSeq names its product 18S rRNA pseudouridine methyltransferase (gene NEP1). Gene Ontology annotation, molecular function: rRNA binding; rRNA (pseudouridine) methyltransferase activity. Bases 1 to 804 code for a protein of 267 amino acids. Gene Ontology annotation, biological process: rRNA base methylation. The transcript has a single exon. NCBI's taxonomy places the organism in Eukaryota, Fungi, Ascomycota, Pichiomycetes, Serinales, Debaryomycetaceae. The record is from RefSeq and is a predicted model, not a curated record. Gene Ontology annotation, cellular component: nucleolus; small-subunit processome.